Messenger RNA from Sitophilus oryzae (rice weevil), 485 nucleotides. Its product is annotated as glutathione S-transferase 1-like. Gene Ontology annotation, biological process: glutathione metabolic process. Gene Ontology annotation, molecular function: glutathione transferase activity. The record is from RefSeq and is a predicted model, not a curated record. The transcript is spliced from 5 exons. Bases 105 to 485 code for a protein of 126 amino acids. NCBI's taxonomy places the organism in Eukaryota, Metazoa, Arthropoda, Insecta, Coleoptera, Curculionidae.
GUUACGACGCUUUCAAAACCCAAGAAAUCGUUUUUUUCAAUCUGGGUAAUUGUAUAGAAAACGAGGGCAUAGCACCCUUAAACAACGGGGUGAUCAAUUUAAAAAUGUCGGGAAGCAACGAACCUAUAGAUAUCUACUAUUUCCCUCCAAGUGCUCCAUCGAGGGCAGCUCUGAUGCUCAUAAAAGCUCUCGGUUUGAAGCACAAUGUCAAAACUGUCGUUUUGCCAAAUGGUGAACAUAUGAAGCCCGAAUUUUUAAAGCUGAAUCCUUUGCAUACCAUACCUGUUAUUGAGGAUAAUGGCUUUACUUUAUAUGAGAGUCACGUUAUAAUGAAAUAUUUGGUGGAUGUAUAUGGAAAAGACGACAGCUUAUUUCCUAAAGAUCCCAAGAAAGGAGCCAUUGUAAAUUUAAGAUGUUACUUUAGCGCGUGCUAUCUAUUUCCGAGAUUUGCUGAAUAUCACGAGAAUUACAUUUUUGGAGAGUAA